Molecule: messenger RNA, 1434 nt
Organism: Harpegnathos saltator (Jerdon's jumping ant)
Lineage: Eukaryota; Metazoa; Arthropoda; Insecta; Hymenoptera; Formicidae
Gene: Fibroin1
Product: silk fibroin 1
Exons: 1
Coding region: 18-1268 (416 amino acids)
Source: RefSeq, a predicted model, not a curated record
GCGAAGUUUCGUCGAAGAUGAAGAUCCCAGCGAUAAUCGCAACGUCUCUCCUUCUCUGGGGUUUUGCCAGCGCCUCUGGGCCGUACAUAAUUGGCAAACCGGUGGCAGCCGCAACCGGCUCUUCUUCAGCUGAGGCGCUGACCAGUAGUUGGAGGAAAACGGGUGGUGCAUAUGCUGGUGCCAGCGCGGCUGCAUCAUCCAAGACUGGUAAUAACAUCCUUAGCCGUAUGGGAACUACAAAACUAGCUACAACGAUGGCAACAUCUGCUGCAGUGGAAGCCAAAGCUGGUCUGCGGGCAAGCGAAAUAGCUGCUAAAGAACAACGAGAAGCGCUGCAAAUGCUCAUUGAGUCCGCUGAUAGAAACGCUAAGGCACGCAUUCUCGCCGAUGAUGCAGCAAUCCUCGUAAAAGGUAGUGCCGAGGCACAAUCCGUUGCUGAAGCGAAAACUGUUGCAGUCGAAGAAACGUCCGCUUCUUUAGCCGCAGCUGCCAUAGAGGCUGAGGCUAUUGCUGGGGAGUUUAAAACAGCGGCCCAAGCGGCUCUCCAAGCUGCACAAACUUCUGCUAUGUCUCUCAAGACUGCUGCCAGCACUGGUCUGAUGGCUUUAAAGUUAAUAAACAAUCAAGGUGUAGCUUCUGAAAAUGCUGCUAUAAAUAUGAAGAAGGCAGUGGCUAUUAUUGAGGAGGCUAAGGUUGCCGCUGAGAAAGCUAUGGCGGCUGAAAAAGCAGCAGCUGAAGCUACGGCUAUCGCUGCUGCGAAACAAUCGGAAGCUAGAGAUAUUGCCGCUGAGCUUAAAGCGGCUCACGCUGCACUUAUUACCGCUCAAAGAAAUCUUGUACAAGCCAAAGCUAAAGUGGUAAUGUCCAACGAAGAAGUUCAGUUGGACUCGAAAUCUAGAGCUGCUGAUGCUAAAAUAAAUGCCAUUGCUCGAGCGGCCGCCAAGUCCAGUAUACGCAGGGAGGAACUAAUUGAGAUCGGAGCCGAAUUUGGUAAAGCUAGUGGUGAAGUGAUCGCUACUGGCACACGUUCUACCGGCGGAAAAAGCGCUGUUGCUACUGCUGAAGCCACAAGCAGUGCAUCUGCAAUUGGCAUUAAAAAAGGACAUAAGUGGGAUUUUCACAAGAAUCUGGGACACUCAUAUGCAGCGGCUGACGCCGACGCCAGUAGCAGCAAUAUCAUCAUCGGUGGUCAUGGUUUAAAACGCGGUGAAGCAUCAGCAACUGCGGAAGCGGAAGCGGAAAGUGAUGUCAAAACCUUUCUACUAUAAGAUGCGCGAGUAAAAUGGCACUUGCACGCAUGUGAUUUCCUUUCAAUCAUAACGUAGCGGAAAAUAUUAUACAUCAUGAUUAUAUGAACUGUUCUAGAUGAAAGCACGAUUAUACCAACAGGAAUUAAAAACUAUAAUAAAAAAGCAGUGGUUUUGAAAUUCGAAA